Molecule: messenger RNA, 742 nt
Organism: Bombina bombina (fire-bellied toad)
Lineage: Eukaryota; Metazoa; Chordata; Amphibia; Anura; Bombinatoridae
Gene: AICDA
Product: activation induced cytidine deaminase
Exons: 4
Coding region: 1-687 (228 amino acids)
Biological process (GO): cytidine to uridine editing
Cellular component (GO): cytoplasm; nucleus
Molecular function (GO): cytidine deaminase activity; RNA binding
Source: RefSeq, a predicted model, not a curated record
AUGGACAUCACAGACUGGUACUGGGCUGCAGCCAAGCUGUUGAGAAAGCAGCUCCUUGGCCCUUAUUCAUUGUCACCAACUCUUUGUCCCUGCAGCCUACUCCUGAAGCGCAAUAAGUUCCUCUAUAACUUUAAGAACCUGCGGUGGGCGCGGGGCCGGCACGAGACCUACCUGUGCUACAUUGUUAAGCGCCGGUACAGUGCGGACUCAUGCUCUCUGGACUUUGGGCACCUGCGGAACCGGAAUGGCUGCCACGCGGAGGUGCUCUUCCUGCGGUUCCUGUCCGGCUGGGUGGGGCAGGACCCGGGACGUCCAUUCCGAGUCACAUGGUUCACCUCCUGGAGCCCCUGCUGGGACUGUGCAAAGCACACAACAGACUUCCUCCGCGCUCAUCCCAACCUCACCCUGCGGAUCUUCACUGCGCGACUCUACUUCUGUGAGGAUCGAAAUGCGGAGCCGGACGGGCUCCGAAAACUGCAGAAAGCCGGUGUCAGAUUGGGGGUGAUGACUUACAAGGAUUACUUUUACUGCUGGAACACGUUUGUACAAACUCGUGACCGGAAAUUCGAGGCCUGGGAUGGGUUACACGAGAAUUCUGUCAGGUUGUCCAGAAAACUCAGACGUAUAUUACAGCCGCCUUAUGAAAUGGAAGAUUUACGUGAAGCAUUUGAUCUCCUGGGAUUCUGACAAACGGAAAAGAUCUGGAACAUAACACAAAUGCUCAUUAUCAGCACCAGAGACU